Boleophthalmus pectinirostris (great blue-spotted mudskipper) is the source of this 1358-nucleotide messenger RNA. RefSeq names its product RNA guanine-7 methyltransferase activating subunit (gene ramac). The record is from RefSeq and is a predicted model, not a curated record. Lineage: Eukaryota; Metazoa; Chordata; Actinopteri; Gobiiformes; Gobiidae. Gene Ontology annotation, molecular function: RNA binding. The transcript has 3 exons. Gene Ontology annotation, biological process: RNA 5'-cap (guanine-N7)-methylation. Bases 97 to 570 code for a protein of 157 amino acids.
GGGGGAGCAUUUCCGUCAACGGACAAGCAGAGUGAGCUUGUUUGUUUAGUUUUGCUUUUGAGGUCGUAAAUUUGUAUUCAUUUCGUGAAUUUCAGUAUGGCUGAAACCACAAAGAAGGAUGAGACAGCGGAGGAUCCUGAGGACUACGAGAAGUUGUUCGCACACAGGUUUACCUCAGAAGACCGCGAGUAUCAGGAAUACUUGAAACGACCGCCCGACCCGCCUCCCAUUGUGGAAAACUGGAGGGGCCGCGGUGGAGGAAACCACAGAGGCAGGGACAACAGGUACCAGGACCGGCGGGCGUACGGAGGUCGUGGUUGGGGAGGGGGCAGAGAUUAUGGCGGAGAGCGUGGCUGGAGAGCGGAGCACCGGGGGCAGCAGUGGCACGACCGCGAUAGAGACAGGUCCUACGGCAGGGAUCGAGACAGGGACCGGUCGCCCCACAGAGGUGCAGAAAGGUCCUGGGACAGAGACCGAGACAGAGCAAGGGAGUACCGUGGAGGUUAUCAGUCCCACCCUCAAAGCUCCAAUCAGGUUUACAGCCAGAGACCACAGUACGACCGCUACUAAUGCCUCUCAGGUUUUCUCAGUAUUUAUAAGGACAUUAAACUUGUAUUGAAAUUAUAGAUGUAUGGAAAUGCACAAUAGUUGAAUCAUAUCUUUUUACAUAUGCCUCAGUGUUAGAAGGGGUGACUGGCUGUAUCAACUCAAAAACUCAGCCUGUGUGUGAUUUUAAAGCAAGAGGAUAAAACGUUAUAAAUGCAACUACAGUUCUAUGAAUCUCGAAUGAGUAGGGAUGAAACAGAACCUUUUAUUAUUCUCAGUGCUUAUAGCAGAGGCAGAAAAAUAUAAAGGUGUAGGAACAUUAGUCAAAACAUUAGUCAAAACAGCUAUUUCCCACAUAACUCACAUUUAAAAAUGUUUCCACUAAGUGGAGAAUUAAAUUUUUCAAAUCAGGCUGAGAAAGCCUGAAGGAGUUACUCCAAAUGUGACAUAUAAAUUGAUGCUUUUCUUGUUUCCCAGGUUUUAAAAUGGACAGAAUUCAAUUUUUUUCCCCAUUUUUGUCAGCUACGUUUAGGGCCAUCUUAAAAUACAACACAACUGCACUGAAAUGGCUAGUGAUUUGGGUAUGGGAAGGCGUAUUAAUGCUACUUUUAACAUAUUUUUUGAGGAAACCUAUGUCGACUCUAACUGAUUUGUAUUUCAGUUACGUCUUUUUUUUUUUCUUGUGUUUGUUUUUGUAAAACUGCUGUAUGACGUGUACGACGGCAAUGAAUUAACUGAAGAUGACCAUAUUUUUCUGACAUAUUGUAGGAAUUAAUUCAUCAGAACUCAAUAAACACAUAUUUUCAUACAAA